AUGCGGGGCUACGCCUCAGUGGCGUUCUCCCCUCACAACAAGAACCACUUGGCAGCGCUUGGAUGCGCCCCAGACUACUUGCUCUCUGUAUGGGACUGGCGCAACGAACGGCUCCUCCUCAAGUGCAAGGCCUACGGUCAGGAUGUGUUUAGCAUCCGCUGGGGUCAGUUCCCUGGCAUGCUGACCUCGGUGGGCGUCGGCCACAUCCGGUUCUGGAAGAUGGCGACCACUUUCACCGGCCUGAAGCUGCAGGGAGCACUGGGCAAGUUCGGCGCAAGCGAGCUCUCCGACAUCAGUGGCUUCGUCGAGCUGCCUGAUGGCAAAGUCGUGUCGGGCACAGAGUAUGGAAAGCUGCUGGUUUGGGAAGGCGUCUUUGUCAAGGUGGAGUUGAUGCGUGCCAAGGAGGGCACUUCGGCGCAGGAGGCUGCCACAAACCUCGCCGGAAGUCCUCAUGCGGGCGCCAUCGACGUAAUCCUCAGUGACAAGGAAAAUGGCUUAGUGAUCUCCGGUGGUGACGACGGCUUUCUGCGUUGGUGGCCCAUCGACGAGAUCGACAGCGCCGAGGCGGACUACGAUAAUGGCAUCCUGGAGUACGGAAUUCGCAUGCGCAAGGAGGUGCGCAUUCCGCCGAGCAGCGAGCAGCACAUCUACCCCGCCCACAUCCAGCAUGUGGCUAUCUGCCCAGAUGGGGAGACUUGGUUGGUGCAGGAUUCGCGCAACGGCAUGGUGUGGUUGUACGACAUCGCAAGCACGAACUGCAACAUGGUCUUCAGCUGUCACAGCAAGCAGGUGACAGGAACCGUUGUCUCCUCCAGCUACAGCGGGCUGAUGAUGUCAUGUGGCAUGGAUGGCACGGUUCGUGCAUUCAACGUCUCACAGGCAUGGGACAACGAGCUGCUCCUCCCUAAGAGUAUCGAGUGA
Symbiodinium necroappetens is the source of this 921-nucleotide messenger RNA. The record is from the annotation of a GenBank genome assembly. Lineage: Eukaryota; Dinophyceae; Suessiales; Symbiodiniaceae.